AUGAAAAGAGGACACAAGAGCAGCUCAUCGUUUAGUGAUCAGAAAAAAUUCAACGAAGACGAGACAAACGAUGAGAGCAGUGAGGACAGGGAACGUGAACAUCUGAGAGAGCAGUAUUCACUGAUGAUUGAUCAACUUUUCUAUAAGAGAUUCUCGCUGAAACAUCACAAAGCAACAACCAUUAAGAAAUAUGAUGAUGUUAAGCUAGAAUUGCUUAAAUUAGAAGAACGCUUAAAUCAUGUUAAGUCUCAAAUACCAACGAGCCAUCUCAAAGAAUGGCGUUUACACACCAAAAGAACGCAUCCGAUGCGGCCGCUUGUUCAACAGCUCAUCCAUAACUAUGGAUUACAGUGCUGCUCGCAGGCAUUCUGCAAAUUUUACGAAAUAUUAAAAAGAUAUCCUGAUCUCUGUGAAUUAAAAUCAGAUCCUCAUGAGAACAAUGAAUUGAGAUCACUGCAUUUAUGUGAAGCACCAGGUGCAUUCAUAUCCGCGUUGAAUGUUUAUCUCAGAUUGAAAAAACCCGAUUUGAAAUGGUCAUGGAGAGCAAACACUUUAAAUCCGCAUUAUGAGUGGACUCGAACGAGCGAUAUGUUCGUUGACGAUGAGUUGUUAACGAGUACGCAUUCGAAUUGGUUAUUUGGUGAGGACAAUAGCGGUGAUAUUAUGCAAUGGGAUCGAGAGUACCUCAACACUUUGCUUGAGAACAAUGAACACUACUUUAAUCUUAUCACUGCAGAUGGCAGUUUGUAUUGCCAGAAUGAUCCAUCAAAUCAAGAAUGCCUUACUUAUCCACUACUAAAGAAACAAGUAGAAAUAUCACUUUUUUUACUCGAAACCGGUGGUUCAUUAGUCAUUAAAAUAUACACAAUGCUACGAGAGGAAACAUCCAGUUUAAUCGCCCGUUUGCUACGAUCCUUCGACGAAGUGGAUUUAUUCAAACCAUCUUCAAGUAAACCGAGCAACUCUGAAGUCUAUUUGAUCUGUCGUGGUUAUAAACGAGACGUCAUGAGCACUGAUAUCGUCAUGUGGACGGUGAUUUUUUAUAUUUCAUCGAGAUAA
This is a messenger RNA of Anisakis simplex (herring worm), 1059 nucleotides long. The record is from the annotation of a GenBank genome assembly. Lineage: Eukaryota; Metazoa; Nematoda; Chromadorea; Rhabditida; Anisakidae.